Messenger RNA from Aspergillus ibericus CBS 121593, 1119 nucleotides. RefSeq lists its product as uncharacterized. The transcript is spliced from 3 exons. The record is from RefSeq and is a predicted model, not a curated record. Lineage: Eukaryota; Fungi; Ascomycota; Eurotiomycetes; Eurotiales; Aspergillaceae. Bases 1 to 1119 code for a protein of 372 amino acids. Gene Ontology annotation, molecular function: ATP binding; protein kinase activity. Gene Ontology annotation, biological process: protein phosphorylation.
AUGUGCUUCAUUGAAAACCCAGCUCCAGUUUACUUCGCUAAGUGCAAGUAUAAUGUCAAUAUCCCUGAAGAGCCGACUCCUCGGAUGUGUCCCCAAGCGCAACGGCGCUCACCCCCAUCAUGGUGUCCUGAUCCUCCUAAGCAAACCUCUAAGACAUCAAGCACAAACCGUGCACACCUUUGUCCCAACACCUUUCAUCCCGUUAUGCUUCCAGAUUACCUCCUUAUUACCCUCAAGAACGUUGCAGAGCUCGAGAAUCCCCAGGCUCAAUAUUCUCAAAUGACAGGAGACUCUUACGUUGCUCAGUCCCAAGUGGAACAAGUAGAGCGCGUGAAUAUGUCCGAACCAACUGACAAUACUCGACCUUCUCUACUGCUUCAAGAUCCUUACGUUGGUCUCCCAGUAAUCGGGAUAGGCAUGACUGGGAUGAUCUUUCAGAUGGGGCAAGACCGUGCUGUUAAGACAGCCAAGCAAUAUCAGCCCGUGGGCUCCAGAGACCGCGGGAAUAUGGAAUAUAUAAACGAAGUGAACCAGCAAAUUCUAGAGAAUGAGAUCCGGGUCUUUGAACGCCUGGGCAGCUACAAAGGGAUUGUUCCUUGCUUCCGAACAUCUCAAUAUGGAAUUGAGCUAGCUCUUGCACAAGGGGAUCUCGAGUCCUAUCUAGAAACCCACCCAGAGCCUGAUGACGCAUUGAAAAUUACCUGGAUAUUGAGUCUUAUUGAGACUUUCUCCUAUGUUCAUUCUCGCAAAGUGUUUGUAGACGAUAUUGCUCUUAGGAAUAUCUUGAUUCUGGAUGAGCAGCUCAAAUUGUCAGAUUUCGGACAGUCUAUGCUACUACCGCUUGAUAUCGAUGUUACGUCCGUGAAGGAAAACGACUUGGAUGUUCGUAUUGAAAUACUGCAUUUAGGUUGGAUUCUCUACUCUAUUUCGUCCUGGCAUGUCCAUAAGUACUAUUUCUUCAGUCCUGAGAACCCUGACCUCCGCUGGCCUGAAUCAGACACCUUCCCGAAUGUUGAUGAUGUUCUAUGUGGAAGGAUAAUCAACAAGUGUUGGCGUGGCGAAUAUCCAAGUACGGAUGAGUUGAAAGAUGAGGCCGAUCAGCUUUUGACUGGCAAAUAA